Bursaphelenchus xylophilus (pine wood nematode) is the source of this 3673-nucleotide messenger RNA. Lineage: Eukaryota; Metazoa; Nematoda; Chromadorea; Rhabditida; Aphelenchoididae. The record is from the annotation of a GenBank genome assembly.
AUGAUGUCCACUUCACCUCAGUCGCAGCAGCCGGCCCAGCGGAGCUGCAAGAUUACGACGGCCCCCAUCGGGGAGCCCAUCACGGAAGAGCAAUUGAAGCUGAAGGAUCAUAUUACGCCCGACGAUGUGCUGCGAUUACGGCGCAUUACCGAGGGUGGGUCAUUAGGACGAGUGGGGAGGGGAAACUAAUUGUUUUUCCGGCAGGCAAUCAAGAGGGAAGUGGUCCAAGUGCAACCCUCAGAUUUUGAUGAAACUUGGGACAAAUUUAGAAUAAUUUUUUCUAAAAUUUAUGCGAGAUUCCUAGCUCGCGCUUUGCAGAAACAACCGAGAUUUUCAGAUCGAAAGUUGGCGAAAAUUUGGCACUUUUUGGUGAAUUUCGGCACAAAAAGUUUCAUGACUAUUUCUACCAAAGAGGGCAAUGUUUCCACAAAAAAUCAAUUUUUUCCGCGCGAAACUAGCAAAGUUAUGGCCAAAAAGUGUUUUUCUCUCUGACCGCUCUCCGCGUUUGGUGUACUCUCUCGGCGGCAAAGGUUGUUCAAUAUCUCGGCGGCGCUUGCAAAUUGCGAACUAAAACCCUCAGGAAAUAAUAUGUGGCCUAUGACCGACGUGUGAGCAAAAUUUAAAUAAAAUCUGAGCGUCGCACUCUAAAAAUCUCGGUUGUUUCUGCGAAAUGCGAGCUAGGAUUCUCGCAUAUAACUUAAAAAAAAAAUAUUCUAAAUUUGUGCCAAGUUUCUUUAAAAUCUGAGCGUCGCACUUGGGGAGACUUCCCUUCUCCUUGUAUGGGGAAAAAUUGAAUUAUACUCCCCGUACAAUGUUUUGACCCCCCUCCUAACUCCGUCCAAAGUGUACUAAUUCGGACCAAAUUUGGUAUGUAGUAUACUCACAGGCUAGUAACAAAAAAUAACAUAGCUGGACCUACCUUAUAGUUGAAUAUCAAAAUCUAGGGGCAAUUUUCAAAAAUCACCUUAAAAAAUCGAGGAAAAAGUUUUGACCCCCCUUAAAAAACUUUAGAUAUCGCCAACGGAUGCCACGCAAACUUAUUGUAAUCGACGUCCCAUACCUGAAUACAGGUUAAUAUAUGGUUUUCCGUUGAAUGCUUUGUUGCAUUUGAGUAUUCAACGCGUUAAACCGUUUUUGAUGUAGACCUGCCCAAAAUUGUAAAAAUCUUGCCCUAGCGCUUUCCUAGAGCUCUAAAUUGGGUUUAUAUUAUGUGCUUUAGACCUGUAUUUACCUUCUCCUUUCAAUAAAAGUGCAUGGUGGCCUGGCGGUGUAGAUUCGGCGGAUACCCUCUUGUCAUGCCCAGCCUUGGUGAGCCAUUUGCUCUUUGACUCAAGGUUGAGAUGUGGUCGUUAGGUCCUCAAUGUAAUCCUGAGACUCCUAGUUACUCUCAGUAAUGUAAAAUGUUUUGAUUUGACACGUUUUGUAAUGGGUUUCAUUCACCUUAAUCUUAAGUUUGCCGUUACUGUAGAUCACCCCGAGUACUAUUACAUCCCCACCUCCCAUUUGGCGUUUCAUACGUCUCAAAUGAGUAUGGUGGGUGCUGUAGCGUCUUAAAUUACCUGGUCCAUCAAAUGAAAGCCGUUUUUGGUGGCUAAAAAUCCAUUUGAAAAACGCGGGUUUUUCGUUAAGGUGCAGAUCGGCGAAGUUGCGCCUGCAAACCAUAUGAGACCGUGUCAGCCGGAGUUUAUUCUUUGUUUGAGAGUAACUAGGAGUCUCAGGAUUACACUGAGGACCUAACGACCACAUCUCAACCUUGAGUCAAAGAGCAAAUGGCUCACCAAGGCUGGGCAUGACAAGAGGGUAUCUGCCGAAUCUACACCGCCAGGCCACCAUGCACUUUUAUUGAAAGGAGAAGGUAAAUACAGGUCUAAAGCACAUAAUAUAAACCCAAUUUAGAGCUCUAGGAAAGCGCUAGGGCAAGAUUUUUACAAUUUUGGGCAGGUCUACAUCAAAAACGGUUUAACGCGUUGAAUACUCAAAUGCAACAAAGCAUUCAACGGAAAACCAUAUAUUAACCUGUAUUCAGGUAUGGGACGUCGAUUACAAUAAGUUUGCGUGGCAUCCGUUGGCGAUAUCUAAAGUUUUUUAAGGGGGGUCAAAACUUUUUCCUCGAUUUUUUAAGGUGAUUUUUGAAAAUUGCCCCUAGAUUUUGAUAUUCAACUAUAAGGUAGGUCCAGCUAUGUUAUUUUUUGUUACUAGCCUGUGAGUAUACUACAUACCAAAUUUGGUCCGAAUUAGUACACUUUGAACGGAGUUAGGAGGGGGGUCAAAACAUUGUACGGGGAGUAUAUCAGUCUGUCGGGAAAAUAACGGCGGAUCGUCGCGUCAAAAUGUCUUGCCUCGCCGCCAUUCCCAGCCGCGGUUUAAAGUCGCAAAGCGAUGAUGGGCGAUUCCGAGGCGCGACGAUCCGCCGUUAUUUUCCCGACAGACUAAUAUUGACUCAAAAUUUGAUCCCAACACGACCCACUUUCCAGGCUUUCUCUGCCGUUCCGAAGACAAUGUCUACGACAUUGAGUUCACGAAGUUCCGCAUCCGCGACAUUGACACCGACACAAUUCUGUUCGAGAUCAACAAGCCCACCCUGGAGGAGCUGAGUGCGCUCGAGGCCGAGGAAGACGAUGAAGCCGACCUCAAAGAGGAGGAAAAAACGGACGAGGCUCCGCCAUUCUCCCCGCGCUUCAUCCGCUAUUACUUUAAGCCUUCGUUUCUGCAGCUGAAGAACGUCGGCGCGACGAUGGAGUUCAGUGUUGGCGAUAUGCCGGUGAACAAGUUCCGCAUGAUCGAGCGCCACUACUUCCGCGAAACGCUGCUGAAGUCGUUCGAUUUUGAGUUCGGAUUCUGCAUCCCGCAUUCCAAGAACACCUGCGAACAUAUUUAUCAUAUUCCGCAGCUCAGCGACGAAAUGAGUGAGUCUUUUGUGGGAUAAUUGGGAUUUACUGUGUCAGCGGGGAGCUGGCAGAGUUCUUUGGCCAAUAUCUGGUUGAGGAGUGGAUCAAAAUGCUUUUUGGCCAAAAAAUGGGAAGUAAUUGAACAACCCACAUAGAAAUUAUUGUUUUUGAAUAUCCAGUGACCCUUUCUUCGGUAUAGAAGUUUUUUUAAACUAAUACGUCCUACGGCAAUCAGUAAACAUGUCCCUUUUUCAAUGGGACACCAGCAAAAGAGCAAAGCGUAUAAAAUUAUAGGUAGCAGUUCGCCGGAGAGUUUUUUGGUUAAAAAAACGUUAAUAUUCCGAAAAGGGGUCCCUGUGGAUCCCAAAAAUACAAUUCUUGUAUUUUUGCUCCUCUAUGUUACCAAGUUAUUGACAAAAGAAUUCUUCCAGGCCCGUCUCGCUGUCCACUUUUUCAUUUUUCGAAUGCAGUAGCUACAGUAGCCCGUUAACCCCAAAUUUUAUGGUUUGAGAUACCCCGCAGUUUACGUGGGCGAGCAUUAGUAAUCGGUUUGCUAUCUAUAAUAGACUGAUAGAAAAACGAUUACUAAUGCGCAAUUUCUCAAUCAAAAACUUUUGAUGACGCAAUUAAUGUGGCUGAUAAGCUCUUGAGUUAUCCUCAAAAUUUCAGUGAAAGAGAUGAUCCAGAACCCGUUCGAGACGCGCUCGGACAGCUUCUACUUCGUGGACGACCGACUCAUCAUGCACAAUAAGGCGGCAUACGCGUAUGACGCCAACGCCAUGUAG